Molecule: messenger RNA, 12353 nt
Organism: Trichechus manatus latirostris (Florida manatee)
Lineage: Eukaryota; Metazoa; Chordata; Mammalia; Sirenia; Trichechidae
Gene: SMG7
Product: SMG7 nonsense mediated mRNA decay factor
Exons: 24
Coding region: 6455-10171 (1238 amino acids)
Biological process (GO): nuclear-transcribed mRNA catabolic process, nonsense-mediated decay
Cellular component (GO): telomerase holoenzyme complex
Molecular function (GO): protein binding; telomeric repeat DNA binding; telomerase RNA binding
Source: RefSeq, a predicted model, not a curated record
UGGCGGGGGAGUUGCUGUGUCCUCUCCUUCUCAGGCUGGGAGACCGGGGCUGCGAGGGGAUCUGCGGGAGGGGCGGAGCAGGUACACACAUGUUUGUAUGGGUGCCUGGCCCCCGCGGACUGGCUGAGCUCUAGGGAAGCCGGCUCGUCGCGGUGCGGAAAGGGAGGUUGGGGAAGCGUGAGAAUGUGAGCGCGGGCUCGCUGGGGAAGGGUGGGCGAAGGCGCCUGGGAGGCGGCGGCGACCCCGAGUCGAUAUAGGUAUAGAGAAGGGGUUUGUCUGAUCCUGGUGGUGGGGAAACGUAGUGUGGUGUGGGAUUGGCUGGAGCGACGCAGGAGAGGACAGGGUCGAAGUCUGCACACCUGGGGUGGGGUGGGGGGAGAGGAAAGGGAGUCCUCAGGAAACUGGAACUUGUUCUUCUCGGGCUGAGAAUAAGAGGAAUAAUGUCAGCUCCAGUUAGUUGGCGGGGCGGGGGGCAGGCAUAAAAAGGGAGAAAGGAUGGGAAGAUGAGGAAAGGGAGGUAGUAUGGACUAGGUUGGGCUCCCCAGAAGAUACUGGGUUGGAAUGAUUGCAGUCGGAAGAUACCAUUCUGAGAGUCGUGUGCAUUCAUUAAGAGUGGUGUAAGGAACUUGUAUUUCGGAGGUAGAGUGACGCAUGGGUACAGAGUAUGAGUGUAAUGUGUGUCCCGGAUAGGAGGAGGGUGACAAUUGGUACACAUUCUAGGAAGGGAAAGCUAACAGAAAUACUGGAAUUUACUACGUGAUGGCGAGAGCAUAUUGAAUGGAAAGGCAUCAGCAAUUGUGCAGCCAGAAAGGUUCUCCACAAGCAAAAUAAGAGCUUAGAGGAAAACAGAGACAAAAAUCCUGAUGGUGGAGAAAAGUAAGGUUGCUAAAGCCUGAAAUUAAUUGAGGAGUUGCUACUUCUUAGAAAAGAGGAAGGAAGACCUUACAGUGAGUCUUUUUUUGUCUUUUAGGAGCAGAAGUAAGAAAGGCAGGCCUUAUGGGGAGAUGUUUUAAAGAAAAAAUUGGUUUCAUAUCUUUUAGAGAAGAGAAUUUGACAGAGUAGAAGCCUGAAAUGAGGAGAAAUGUCGUUUUAGCUGGCUGUUGCUGUUGGGUGCUGUACAGUAGAACUGUCCCAUAAGGUUUUCUUUGCUGUAAUCUUUAAGGAAGCAGUUCGUCAGGUUUUUUUCUUUAGUGAAGUGAAAAUAUUGACGUGAGGCGAUCCCUGUAUGUACAUUGCAAGAGGAGGUAUGUAGUAAGUGAUACGUGACAGCGGCUACUCUACUUUUGAGAGUAUAGAGAAGAGGGAAUGAUAAGGUCUUAGAACUAUGGUUGAGUGCAAGAGUAACAGAGACAAGAUUCCCACAAUGACCAUAGGAAUGGUAUCUGUAUAUUGAGAUCUUUUUCUCCUGUAUUAUCCCUUUAAUAUUUAGCAUAUCAGAUAAACAUAAUAAGUACAACUAUGCCAAAGACCUAUGGUAGGUGCUGCAGGGAGAUAUGAAAACCAUUGGGACAGUCCUUAAUCUUAAGGAAUUUGCAGUUUGGUAUCUACUAGGUGAGUAAAUAAAUAACAGCACAGGCUAGAAUAUGGUAACUACCGUCAAAGAUACUAAGUCUUAUAAGAGUGCAAAGGCAGGAGAUUGCCUGAACAAUUGAGGAAAUCCAGAAAGGCUUCCUUUGUUCAUUUGCUUAGCUGUACACUCAUCAUUCAUCAGAUGUUUUGUUGAUCACCUAUAUGAGAAGAAUUGUACCAUCUGCUGAGAAUAGAAAAGUAAGAACCCCACCCUGCUCUUCACAGAGCUUAUAGUUUGUUAGGCUUCAAGGAAAAAAUGACACUUUUAAAAUGGACUUUGAGGGAUAAACAGUAUCCUGGCAGGUGUUGAUUGAGAAGAGGGGGUUCCAGAUGGAAGGAAACUGUAAGUAGAUGGGGUGGGUUGGUGUUCAGGAAAUAAUGAGUCCAGCUGGACAAGAAUGCAGGUUAAACUCUAAGCUGGAAAAGCUUAGAGUUUUAUAGAUUAUCAGGUUUGGCCCCUUCUUUUUACAGAUGAGGAAAGUAAAGCCCAAAGAACCUAAAAUUGCUGAGGACCAUAUGGCUUGAUAUGUGGGAGCUCUAUAGCUCAAACAUAGGUCUUCUAACUCCAAAUUAGCUAUGCUGUUCUGCAUGUCUGGGCUCAGUCAUUCUUUCAAGGAAUACUAUAUUUUAGGUUCAAAGGAUACAAUGGUGAACAAAAGUGACAAGUCUUUACUUUCAUUGGAGUGUAUAUUCUAGUAGAAGGAGGCAGUCAGUAAACGGACAGAUAAAUAUAUAUCAGACGCUGACAAGUACUAGGAAGAAAAAUAAAGUAGGGAUGUGCUGUUUUAUAUAGGCAGGGUUGUCAGGGAAAGUAUAUUUGAUAAAGUAACCAUAUUUUAGAGAAUUUUGAGUACUAUGAUUAGUAGUUUGUAGUUAAAAUGGGUGGGCAGUGGGAAAUCCAAGGUGAUUUGUUCAGAAGGGAGUUCACAUGUUCAUAGUUAUGUACUAGGAAGACCAAUCUGUGUAACAGUGGAAGGAGAGCUAGAAAUACUGUGGUAGUAGUAGUACUAGAAAGGUAUGAUGAAAGGCAGAUUGGAAGAGUGGUAUUUUAAUGGGAAACUCAGUUGGCUGUGAGAGCCUCUGGUGUUGAUAGACUUUAUUUUUUAUAAAUUGGUUUAUCCUUAGGUUGUAGAAUCAAUGGUAGACAACUUGAGAUGAAUUUAAUUCUUUGAAGAAGGGAGAAAAGAGUAAGAAUGAAUACAGUGUUUAACCUAUAUUUUCCAGCUACAAUUGAACAGGCAAAAUGGAGGAGGUGUGUUGUUGUUGUUAUAUGCUCUCAAGUUGAUUCUGACUCAUAGCGACCCUAUAGAACAGAGUAGAACAGCCCCAUAUGGUUUCCUAGGCUUCCUGGGCUAUAAUCUUUACAGAUCAUAAGGUCUUUUCUCCGGUGGAGCUGUUGGAUUCAAACCACCGGCGAUGUUUAGGUUAGCAGCUGAGCGUUUAACCAUUGUGCCACCAGGGCUCCUUGGAGGAGGUCUCUUAAGGGUGUUUGGGAGCCAGUCUUUUCUCAAUCUUGCUCAUAUGUACUAAGUAAAAAAAAAAAGUCUUAGGGCUGAUAGGAGUCUGGGACUGAAGUGGGGAGUGGAAUAAAGAGAGACUGUCACCAGCCCGAAUUUCCUUCCUCCUCCUUUAGGUGAUCAUUCCAUUUAAAGUCAGCUGUAGAGAGACUAGAGCAAGUUAUUUCUUCAGGGAAGUAUUAUGUUCAUUUUCUUUGCUUUGAUGAAAAUGGAACUGUUGGUUUUUAUAGACAGCUCAGGGAGGAUGCUGUAGAUAUUGCUGAAUGAGUGUACUUGGGGUUAUAGUGGUUAUUCUUCGUGACUGACUGUAGGAAGAGUUUUUGUUGCCUACCUUUGUCAGUAGUAAAAGACGAUGACUGGGCGGUUUUCAAACUGCAUAGCUACAGAUCCUCCCUUGUGUAGAUGAAAAUUAGUUUUGUCUCAGCUGAAUUUUAAUUUGCUAGAGUAAAUGAGCUGGGGUAUCUUGGCGUGGAAAUGGUGGGAUUGUAGGUAUGAGGAUAUGAGGUAGGAGGCCUCAGUAAGAUAAAGAAACAAACAUAAAGGGGACUGAAUGAAUCUCAACUUGUAGAAAAAGAGCAAAGAGGAGAACAAAUAGAACAAAGGUAAUAUUAUGGGUAAGAAAGGAUGAUGAAUUUUUUUUGUUAAAAGGAAAAUGUCUUGUUUUUUAUAAUAGCAGACACGAUUCCUAUCCAAAUGAAUAAAUUGAGAAGUAUUAUUUAAUGAGGAUAAAAAUAAUACUUUCUUACACUAUAUAAAAGAAGAAAUGGUCUUAGAUGUGAGAUUUCUAGACAUGGAAAUUUAAUACUCAUAUUGGAGAAAAAUUCAGAAUAUUUUUCUCUAUUAGUGAAGAGCUGAAUUCCACUGGCACACUUCUUUGUCGGAAACUUUGUUACCAUAAGUAGAAAUAAUAUAACAGCCACAGGGUUGUUUCCUAGGGCAGUAGAAAAGUGGUUGUCACUUAAAUGCUGAUUUAAAUAUCCAAUACAUUGUAAGAUAAAAUUUGUCACUGUGAAUCUUGGGACAAAAGAAGACAAAAGGGCCCUCCCCCUUUGUCUUUGAGGCCGUUAAAGUACCAAGUAGAACUUCAUCAUGGGACAGAGAAGUUAGUGGGAACGUUUGGUUGGAAUAUGUAUACUAAAUAGCAUAGACUCCAGGUUCUAGAAGAAUCUGGUAAUGUUUGGCUGUGUAUUCACUGUCUGGAAGCUUCAAGAAGUCCCGUAGCACAUGCUAACAUUAAUUCAUGUGAUCGACAAUGCCUUCUUCCCUUUGCCUGGUUCCUCUUCCUCGCCAAACACAAGAUUUAAAGUAGCUUUAGCCCCAGAAAAUCGACCAAACAUGACAUCACUGUAUAAAAUCAUUCGAAAUAAAUUAUUGUCUCUUGAGGCAUGUGAGACUGUUAUUUGUUAUAAUACUUUAUUUGUUAAAUAGUGUUUUACCUGCUUGCAUAUUGACUGGCUAAAUUAUUUUGGCAGUUAAUUUCUGCUUCCCUUGUGGUUUCAGUUGGAUUUAAAAUUUAUACUUCCUGUCCUAGCUUGUUUCAUUUCUUUGCUUUCUAACAGCUGCUAUGUUCUACCUUAGCGGUAGAUGAAACAAUUUUUUUUUUUAAUGGAUAUGUAAAGCAAGUUUCUUAUGAGGCAGUUUUGGAGAGGAGGGUGGUUCAGACUUUAAAAAGGCUAGUUCGCUUUGUACUGGAGGAAAAUUUUUUGCUAUCUCCAAAUACAUCUCUGACCCUGAAUAGCCUUUUAGAUUUUUGUUAUUGAUGGUAUGAAUGAAUGCCUGAAAGUUUAGAUAAGUUAGUUUAACUGAUCAAUCUUGUUCAGAAAAUAAAUUGCUAAGCAGACGUCUUACUGUUAUUGUUCAUCUGUAUGUGGGUAUGUUUGCGAUGGUCAUUACAUAUUGCCAUUUAAGUUUUGUAGUCCAGCUGUAUUUUAAUUUAGUAGUUGUGUUGUUGUGGCUAGAUUUUUCAGUGAUCUGGGAGAUUGUUAGGGCUAAUCAGCAGUUACAGGGAAAUACAGGGAUGGAGUUUUGGCAAAUGUCACUAAGUAAGUGAGAACUUAUAACCAGCUCCUUUCUUGUUAGCUUGUAAUGAAGUUGCUUAGGAAGGUUGCUUUUACUCUGCCUUAGACCCAAUUUUUAGUGGGUGGAGAGAGGAGGUGACUAUUCAUUGUUGAAGAAAACUUUAGGAAUCGUAGACAGAGUAAGUUCAGUACCCACCCCCCAUCUGCUUCGUUUAGAACAGGGCUUCUCAACUUUGGGUCUUGCUGACAUUUUGGGCCAGAUGAUUCUUUGUUGUAGGGAGCUGUCGUAUGCAUUGUAGGAUGUUUAGCAGUAACCCUGACCUCUUCCCACUAGAUACCAGUGUCAUUCCCACCUGUUUGUGACAGCCGAAAGUGUCUGCACACAUUGCCAAAUGUUCCCUGAGGUGCAGAUUCACUCCCAGUUGAGAACCAGUGAUUUAGAAAUGUAUAGGAAAGGUAUAUCAUAUAUGCACAGUGUAGGUUCAUUUUCUUGUUUUCUCCUCCUCCAAGCCACUGAUUAAUUCUUAUGCUUCUCUUAUCAGUUAUCUCUGAGGUAGGAAUAGGCUAGUUACCAUGUUUAGAGGAGUCCCUAGGUGGCACAAACUUCAUACCCAACUAGUAAAGCCCACCUUUAUACCCAGACUGCUAACUGAAAGGUUGGUUAGCAGUUUGAACUCACCCAGAGGUGCCUCAAAAGGCAUGCUUGGCAGUUUGUUCCCAAAAGGUCACAGCCAUGAAAACUCUGUGGAGCACAGUUCUGCUCUGCAACACAUGGGGUCAGCAUGAAUCGGAAUUGACUGAACAGCAUCUGGUAAAGCUGGUAAUCAUGUUUAGACUUUACCCAUAAACACUUGUACGUAUUUAAAAUAUUUUUUUGUUGUUGUUUUAUUUUACUGGCAGUUAUUGAAUACUUAACUAUGUGCAGAACACAAUCAUGGGGCUUUGCCAACGGGAAACUCAGAUACUAGGGAAAGACAUUUAAGUAACUAUAAUAGCAGGUGAGCUGAUAAGUGCUGUUGAUGGGAAAACAAUGGUACUGUGUGAGUAUAGGCAAGAAGAGAUUUAUUCCAUCAGAGCGGGAGGUGGGAUGAGGAGGGUUUUUUGGAGGAGUUGAGAUUUGAUCUGGGUCCUGAAAGAUGGCUGGGACUUUUAAACGUGAAUAUUGGACAUACUGACAUUCAGGCAGAAGGAAUAUCUCAUGGCUCCUUUAUUAUAAAUAAAUUUAAAAAUUUCAUUUCCGUUUAAUACAUGGCAUUUGUAUUUUGAUCAGACUUUUCUAAUUUGUUCUUAGAUAAAAUAGGUUUAUGGACAGAGAAGUAGAGAUGUGGAAGUGUUAGUGCUGCAGAUUUGAUGUCUGGUAUGGACCUUGAAAAGGCAAAGACAGGUUGGUCAGAAUGUCUUAAACCAUUCUACCUUAUGAGAAAUUGGAUGUUCUUGCAGAUAGUCAUUCUGGGAGAAAACGUUUCAUUUAAGUCCCAGAUGAGGACCGGAAACUUGAAAUCAGAGGAGCAUCUGAAAUCAAGUAAUAUUAGGCAGGCAGAAGUCCUGAAGGCUGACAUGACAGAUUCUAAGCUGGGUCCAGCUGAGGUCUGGACAUCCCGGCAGGCUCUGCAGGACCUGUACCAGAAAAUGCUAGUUACUGAUUUGGAAUACGCUUUAGACAAGAAAGUAGAACAGGAUCUCUGGAAUCAUGCCUUUAAGAAUCAGAUCACAACACUACAAGGCCAGGCAAAGAAUCGAGCAAAUCCGAAUCGGAGUGAAGUUCAGGCAAACCUUUCUCUGUUCCUAGAGGCAGCUAGUGGCUUCUAUACUCAGUUAUUACAAGAGCUGUGUACAGUGUUUAAUGUAGAUUUACCAUGCCGUGUGAAGUCUUCCCAGUUGGGAAUUAUCAGCAAUAAACAGACGCAUACCAGCGCCAUAGUGAAGCCACAGUCUAGCUCCUGUUCCUAUAUCUGCCAGCACUGCCUCGUCCACCUUGGAGACAUUGCUCGAUACAGAAACCAGACCAGCCAGGCAGAGUCCUACUAUAGGCAUGCAGCUCAGCUUGUCCCCUCCAAUGGUCAGCCUUACAAUCAGUUGGCUAUCUUAGCUUCUUCCAAAGGAGACCAUCUGACCACAAUUUUCUACUACUGCAGAAGUAUAGCUGUGAAGUUCCCUUUCCCAGCUGCCUCCACUAAUCUACAAAAAGCACUUUCUAAAGCACUGGAAAGCCGGGAUGAGGUGAAAACCAAAUGGGGUGUUUCUGACUUCAUCAAGGCCUUUAUUAAAUUCCACGGUCAUGUGUACCUGAGUAAGAGCUUGGAAAAAUUGAGCCCUCUUCGAGAGAAAUUGGAAGAACAGUUUAAGAGGCUGCUAUUCCAAAAAGCUUUCAACUCUCAGCAGUUAGUUCAUGUCACUGUCAUUAACCUGUUUCAACUUCAUCACCUUCGUGACUUUAGCAAUGAAACGGAACAACAUAGUUAUAGCCAAGAUGAGCAGCUGUGUUGGACACAGUUGCUGGCCCUCUUUAUGUCUUUUCUUGGCAUCCUGUGCAAGUGUCCUCUCCAGAACGGAUCUCAGGAGGAGUCCUACAAUGCCUACCCCCUUCCUGCAGUCAAAGUCUCCAUGGACUGGCUGAGACUCAGACCCAGGGUCUUUCAGGAAGCAGUGGUGGAUGAAAAACAGUACAUUUGGCCCUGGCUAAUUUCUCUUCUAAAUAGUUUCCAUCCCCAUGAAGAGGAUCUCUCAAGUACAAAUGCUACCCCACUUCCAGAAGAGUUUGAGUUACAAGGAUUCUUGGCUUUGAGACCUUCUUUCAGGAACUUGGAUUUUUCCAAAGGCCACCAGGGUAUUACAGGAGACAAAGAGGGUCAGCAAAGACGAAUACGGCAGCAGCGCUUGAUCUCUAUAGGCAAAUGGAUCGCCGAUAAUCAACCAAGGCUGAUUCAGUGUGAAAAUGAGGUAGGGAAAUUGUUGUUUAUCACAGAAAUCCCAGAGUUAAUACUGGAAGACCCUAGUGAAGCCAAAGAGAACCUCAUUCUGCAAGAAACAUCUAUAAUAGAGUCACUGUCUGCAGACGGGAGCCCAGGACUGAAAUCAGUGCUAUCAACGGGCCGAAAUCCAAGCAACAACUGUGACACAGGGGAGAAACCAGUGGUCACCUUCAAAGAGAACAUUAAGCCACGAGAAGUGAACAGAGACCAAGGAAGAAGUUUUCCUCCCAAAGAGGUGAGAAGGGACUAUAGCAAAGGAAUAACUGUAACUAAGAAUGAUGGAAAGAAGGACAACACCAAGAGGAAAACUGAAACCAAGAAAUGCACCUUAGAAAAGUUACAGGAAACAGGAAAGCAGAAUGUGGCAGUGCAGGUAAAAUCCCAGACAGAACUAAGAAAGACUCCAGUGUCUGAAGCCAGGAAAACACCUGUAACUCAAACCCCAAGUCAAGCAAGCAACUCCCAGUUCAUCCCCAUUCAUCACCCUGGAGCCUUUCCUCCCCUUCCCAGCCGGCCAGGGUUCCCGCCCCCAACAUAUGUUAUCCCCCCUCCUGUGGCAUUUUCUAUGGGCUCAGGUUAUACCUUCCCAGCUGGUGUUUCUGUCCCAGGAACCUUUCUUCAGCCUACAGCUCACUCUCCAGCAGGAAACCAGGUGCAAGCUGGGAAACAGUCCCACAUUCCUUACAGCCAGCAACGGCCCUCUGGACCGGGGCCAAUGAACCAGGGACCUCAACAAUCACAGCCACCUUCCCAGCAACCCCUUACAUCUUUACCAGCUCAGCCAACAGCACAGUCCACAAGCCAGUUGCAGGUUCAGGCUCUAGCUCAGCAACAGCAAUCCCCUACAAAAGCUGUGUCGGCUUUGGGGAAAAGCCCUCCUCACCACUCUGGAUUCCAGCAGUAUCAACAGGCAGAUGCCUCCAAACAACUAUGGAAUCCCCCUCAGGUUCAAGGCCCAUUAGGGAAAAUCAUGCCUGUGAAACAGCCCUACUACCUUCAGACCCAAGACCCCAUAAAACUGUUUGAGCCGUCAUUGCCACCUCCUGUAAUGCAGCAGCAGCCUCUAGAGAAAAAAAUGAAGCCUUUUCCCAUGGAGCCAUAUAACCAUAAUCCCUCAGAAGUCAAGGUCCCAGAAUUCUACUGGGAUUCUUCCUACAACAUGGCUGAUAACAGAGCUGUAAUGGCACAGCAAGCAAAUAUAGACCGCAGGGGCAAACGGUCACCAGGAGUCUUCCGUCCAGAACAGGAUCCUGUGCCCAGGAUGCCAUUUGAGGACCCCAAGAGCUCCCCUCUGCUUCCUCCGGACCUGUUAAAGAGUCUGGCUGCCUUGGAGGAAGAGGAAGAGCUGAUUUUUUCUAACCCUCCUGAUCUUUACCCAGCUUUGCUGGGGCCUCUCGCCUCUCUUCCUGGACGAAGCCUCUUUAAGUCCUUAUUGGAGAAGCCCUCGGAGCUCAUGUCACAUUCAUCCUCUUUCUUGUCCCUCACCGGAUUCUCUCUCAAUCAGGAAAGAUACCCAAAUAAUAGUGUGUUCAAUGAGGUAUAUGGGAAAAACCUGACAACCAACUCUAAAGCAGAACUCAAUCCCUCAAUGGUCCCCCAGGAAACAUCACUGUACUCGCUUUUUGAAGGGACUCCAUGGUCUCCAUCACUUCCUGCCAGUUCAGAUCAUUCAACACCAGCCAGCCAAUCUCCUCAUUCAUCCAAUCCAAGCAGUCUACCAAGCUCUCCUCCAACACACAACCAUAAUUCUGUUCCAUUUUCCAACUUUGGACCCAUUGGGACUCCAGAUAACAGGGAUAGGAGGAUUGCAGAUCGAUGGAAAACGGAUAAGCCAGCCAUGGGUGGGUUUGGCAUUGAUUAUCUCUCAGCAACAUCAUCCUCUGAGAGCAGUUGGCAUUCAGCCAGCACUCCAAGUGGCACCUGGGCAGGCCAUGGCCCCUCCAUGGAGGAUUCCUCUGCUGUCCUCAUGGAAAGUCUAAAGUCUAUCUGGUCCAGUUCCAUGAUGCAUCCUGGACCUUCCGCCCUGGAGCAGCUGCUAAUGCAGCAGAAGCAGAAACAGCAACGGGGACAAGGCAACAUGAACCCACCGCACUGAGGCCAAAGUGGCAACCCUGGGAAUGAAGGCUUCAUAAACCAUGGCAUGUUGGGCUUGUAGGACUGGCCCACACAGUCCCCUGCAGGUGGCAGCCCUCUUUUCUGUUCCUUGCUGUCAAGAGGGUGUAAGUGUUCCACCAGCCCGCUGAGUGUGCACGAAAUGUCCGCAGUGCAACAAAAAGAAAAAACCAUCAGGAACUCUCCGUCCCCCCGGGCCUUCUGGAGGGAGAGAGGAACUGCUGUUUGUCUCACUCAGUUACCUGAUAUCACCGCCUCUCACCUUCUCCAUUGUGCAUGUCCCCAGCCACAUGGGAAGUGAAAGCUGAGAAGGAAAGGCAGAUGAGAGAAGCCAAUGGGAACUUCUCAGUCCUUUUUUCCUCUUUGGGGAAUAAAAUAGGAAUCCAUUAAUGAUUGCUUUGCUGACUGAGAAUGUAGUUGAAAUUGUUCCUAAACAUCUUUUAUUAUUGUUAUUCCUCUCAGUAGUAAAAUGUCACACUGAAUUCUUCAAUACACAGAUGUGCUUCUAGUCAGUGUGCAGCAAGGAGAGCCCCGUUCACUGCUCCUGUGAGAGGUUGGUGGUGACAGGAUGGAGAAACUGACCUCUUUGGCCAUUGGAAGUGUUCCAUAAGGGAGAGUACAUGGCCUCACCUUCACUCCGAAGGUUCUGGUAGGCCCUCCCUGGCCUGGAGACCCAGCAGGGAAUGCCCUUCACUCUGUAGGUGCUCGAGCCCCAGUCGAGGAUGCAGUGUGGGUGGUGGUGCUGGGCUGGACGGACUAGCAGGUGACUGCUGUAGGAUUUUAAAUUAAUGUCUUUGAUUCCUGUACAUUUUACGGUAGCAUAGCAAGCUGUCUGACAGAAGGCAGGCUAGUCUGUCCAUUCAUGGCCUGACACAUUUUAAUAGGUAGAAGCUUUCAGUGUGGUUAUUUUUUGUUUGGUUGGUUUUUGUGCCCCACCUUACUUACCACCCACCUCCUCAUGCCCCUACCUCCAUUGCUUUUUUGCCCUACGCUGUAUGCUAGUAAUUGUUUGUAUUCCUCUUGUGUUCAACAUCUCACCAAGAAGCAACAGCGUGGGGUCCAGCAGGUGGGGCCCAAAGGACAGUCUGAAGAAGAAAGCAGCAGCGGAGUCUGCAUCGCCCACAGAGGGGCCAGGCCCCGCCCAGCUACAGUCUCCCAACCCCCAUUUUCAGAGUGACAUUCAAGGCGACAUGUGCAUGUCGUGCACGGAAGAAAACACAACGAAGUCCAUUUUGAAAAAGGCGAAAGAAAGGAAAAUAAACUUUCUAUUUGAUAUUUAUUAGGAGGAAAGAGGACUGAAUUUUCUUGUGUAGAAACAGAAGGACAGCACUUCUGUUAGUCAUUUCCUGGAAAAGUCAUAUUUUAAGGGGAAAUUAUGGAAAGGAUCUAAAUGUCCAGUUGCUGUGCUAGUGGUAGGGUUUGUUUUCUGGGAGGCUUCUUACGUCUGUGUGACUGGGGGGAGGUGUGCCCAUGUGUCCAUCCCCUCCUGGAGGGAGCGGGAUGGAUGAGUGUAUGCCGUUCGCUUGGGGCUUUAGAGCUAAAAAACAGCUGCAGAGCAAAGCACAUCCAGGAGCCCCUUUUGUCACUGGAGCCUGGGCAACCCCAGCAGUGAAGAGGGGUGAAAUGCUCAUUGCUCUUCAGAGUGGUUGGAGCCCCAUAUGCUUACAUUAAUGCUGUUUUAGUUUGACGUGGUGUUUGGGAUUUUUGGUUUUGUUUUGUUUUUUGUUUUUGAAAGAUCUGAAAAGGGUGAAGCGCCCCGCUCAGUGGCAGUAUGAAACCCUUUGUGCUUCUCUCCAGCCCCUUCCCUGUGUUGCCUUUCUCCUGUUCGCCCCUCAGAGCCUCCUCCCUACUGCCUCUACCCCGUCUAUGUGUUUGAGCUCUGCAUUCAGGCAGCUGCAACAUUCCAGUGUUUGAACUGUCACUGAUUCUUGCACCCUAGACAAGCUAACCAGGUUCACCAUCUCACUCCCAGUAGUGCCCGAGUCCCAUCCACAGCCCCAUUUCUGCAUGAGAAUUUGAUGUUUGGAAUGUUUUCUGACUCUUGGGGCGGGGUCCUCGCCUUAUCAUCCUCACUGUGGAGUAAAGAGGAUGGGGAGGAGAAUCUUCAUCAGAAACUGGUUUUGUGUAGUAAAUUUCUUUAUGUGGGGUUUUUCUUUCUCUUUCUU